CCCCUUUCUUUUCAGUUCUCAAUCAGGUCGCCACGCAGACAAUAUACCAAGACUUCAUGUCUCGUCUUGGGAGUGGGUCAGUUGUGUGUGAUUUGAUUUCGCCAUGUCUGGUCGCGGUAAGGGUGGCAAAGGUUUGGGGAAGGGGGGUGCCAAGCGCCAUCGUAAAGUGCUUCGGGAUAACAUCCAAGGUAUUACCAAGCCAGCGAUUCGUCGCUUGGCUCGACGCGGGGGAGUGAAGCGUAUUUCGGGGUUGAUCUACGAAGAGACCCGGGGAGUGCUGAAGGUGUUCUUGGAGAACGUGAUCCGCGAUGCUGUCACUUACACUGAACAUGCCAAGCGAAAGACUGUAACGGCUAUGGAUGUGGUUUAUGCCCUGAAGCGCCAGGGUCGUACUCUCUAUGGUUUUGGCGGCUAAGCGGGUCAUUAAAGUCAACAGGAUAACCCAAAGGCUCUUUUAAGAGCCACCCACACUUUCAUAAUAAGAGCUGUGAUUCUAGUAUUCUAAUGCUGUGAUGUGAAAACUUAGUAUAGAAAACUACACUUACAGAUUUACACUAAAUACGUUUGGAUGUAAGCGACAAUUAGUGCUUUGGUUAAAGUAUCAGGUGUUUUUCAGCAGUAAAAUUAGUGGUGGCUUCCUUGAAUGAUAGUAUUUGUUAGA
Gopherus evgoodei (Goodes thornscrub tortoise) is the source of this 661-nucleotide messenger RNA. RefSeq names its product histone H4. Bases 104 to 415 code for a protein of 103 amino acids. Gene Ontology annotation, molecular function: structural constituent of chromatin; DNA binding; protein heterodimerization activity. The record is from RefSeq and is a predicted model, not a curated record. Gene Ontology annotation, cellular component: nucleosome. Gene Ontology annotation, biological process: nucleosome assembly. The transcript has a single exon. Lineage: Eukaryota; Metazoa; Chordata; Testudines; Testudinidae.